This is a messenger RNA of Triticum aestivum (bread wheat), 856 nucleotides long. RefSeq lists its product as uncharacterized. The transcript has 3 exons. The record is from RefSeq and is a predicted model, not a curated record. NCBI's taxonomy places the organism in Eukaryota, Viridiplantae, Streptophyta, Magnoliopsida, Poales, Poaceae. Bases 147 to 677 code for a protein of 176 amino acids.
GGGCUGGCCCAGGUUUUCGGUCCGGAUUGCCAGAUCUGCUGCAGAGCCAACCACGCGGCCUCCGCCGCCGCCCCGGCAUCCGAGAGCCCCCCACCGUUUCUGAAAAAAAAAAGGGGCCCCCAACCUCCGCACCGCCGCCGGACAACAUGGAUUUCGCUCGUCGUAGGAGAACCACCAAACCCCCGCCGGCGCCCCCCACCUGCCACCAACGAGACGGGGCAAGGGCCACGCGCGCGUCCGUCCGCCGCGCCGAGGCACUCGGUGGCAGUCGGAAUCCUUCCACCGCAUCCCCCGCCCCUCCUUGGCCGAGGUGCCUUAAGCAUUGCGGCAUGGCAACUCACGGAGCGCGUCGUCAAUCCGGGAAGAUGCAACCCGGCUGUCGCCGCCUGCUGCUUGCUCGGCUUCUCGCCCUCCUCGCGCUGCUGCUGCUAAUCGUCGGUGUGCAUGGCCGUAUAGGAGGGGGCUGCGGUAGUCGUAAAGAACCCAAACGGCUGCACAGGUCUGCCCCCUCCAGAGUGUCCAGGCUGUGGAUAGCAGCAGGUCUCACUCCGAAGCAUAUGCCCACGCCGAUGGCAUCUCAGGAUGUUGUGUAUCGUUCUACAAUAGUUGAUUUUGUUUCUGUAUGGUAUAAGAGAGAUAUGAAGGUCACAAUCUUUUCCUUACUUACGGAAUGUUAAGGAAAACAAGGAUAGCUGAAUAUAAGACACAAUUCAUCGAUAUGAGCUUGCGUUGCAAAUACUACCACUCCGUCCCAUAAUGUAAGACGUUUUUGCAAAGACUUUUUUUUACAGACUAACAUAGCUUAUAAAAACGUCUUACAUUAUGAGACGGAGGGAGUAUAAGACAUUUACAAUGA